AUGCCUACCCGGAAAUCCACCGACACCCAAACCGACACAGACGGCCCCUCGCCGCAACCGCAGACGCAGACCUCCCCAGUCCAGAACGUCCAAGCAACAGAGCAGCAGCUUAAAGCUCGUGCCGAGGGCGUGAGUAUCGAGGACUACCUCCUCCCGCGAUCGCUCACCCUCCGACUAGCGAAAGCGGUCCUACCCCCCAACACAGCCAUCCAGAAAGAUGCGGUGCUAGCGAUCCAGAAGGCUGCGACGGUAUUUGUGUCGUAUCUUGCUUCGCACGCGAACGAGGCGACGCUCAAACGGACGGUUACACCCGCGGACGUGUUUUCUGCGCUAUCCGAGCUGGAAUUGGAGGCGUUCCAGCCUAAGCUUGAGAAGGAGUUGGAGGUCUUUACGGAGAUGAAGGCCGGAAAGCGGAAGGGGAGGAAGUCUGGGGCAGGGGGUGGUGAUGAGGCUGGGGCUGUGCAGCAAACCCAGGAAGAUGAUGAGGAGAGCGCGGUGCGUGAGGCGAAGAGGGUGAAGCGUGUUGAGGAGGGGUCGUCUAGUGCUCAGGCUGGGGAGGAGGAAGACGACGAUGAUACGCAGGAGGAACAGGAGCAGGGGUUGGAGCAUGAGGAGGAAAUUGAGGAAGACGAGGAGGACGAGGACGGGGAUGAUGACGAGGAUGAGGAUGAAGAUGAGACACAAGAAGAGGACAUUGAUCGAGUGGAAGAUCUGGAUCGCGAUUCGCGACCGAGGCGGACGAUGGAUCCUGAUGCUGCGGAUGAGACAGAGAGCGAAGACGAGUCGGGGCCUGGGAUGCAGCUGCAGAGUGGGCUGGGUUUGGGAUAG
Molecule: messenger RNA, 828 nt
Organism: Aspergillus lentulus
Lineage: Eukaryota; Fungi; Ascomycota; Eurotiomycetes; Eurotiales; Aspergillaceae
Source: RefSeq, a predicted model, not a curated record